Molecule: messenger RNA, 426 nt
Organism: Lymnaea stagnalis (great pond snail)
Lineage: Eukaryota; Metazoa; Mollusca; Gastropoda; Lymnaeidae
Source: the annotation of a GenBank genome assembly
CAGCCAAACAAACCUCUGUGCAGUGAGCAGCGACCAGAUUACGCAGACUGCCAAAUCUGCUGGAUCCAGUGCAAGCUAUGUGUCAGGUUUUCUCCCAUGUCAAGACAGCCACACUCAAACAAAUACUUACCAAUCAGAUUUCAGCAGCAUCAACAGCAGUCACACUCAAACUCUGAUAUCAACCCUUUUCAACGUAGCAGAAGUACAAGACCAAGGCACUACAUGUGAUGGACUGCUAGACUUCAGUGUUGACAACUUUUCCUCAAACACCUCCAUUCAAAAUGAUGUUUUAGCUCACCAUUUAGAUACACCUAAACAUAGAUUUCAGUCUCCUUAUUCUGAAGACAAUUCUAGAAUCUCUCAGAAUGUUUUCAUAUCAAAUCAAGUCAGGACAUGUCAAGUUGAUGCUCUGACAUCAAGCCAGUC